Messenger RNA from Anoplophora glabripennis (Asian longhorned beetle), 2380 nucleotides. RefSeq names its product putative pre-mRNA-splicing factor ATP-dependent RNA helicase DHX16 (gene l(2)37Cb). NCBI's taxonomy places the organism in Eukaryota, Metazoa, Arthropoda, Insecta, Coleoptera, Cerambycidae. Gene Ontology annotation, molecular function: RNA binding; ATP binding. The transcript is spliced from 5 exons. Gene Ontology annotation, cellular component: catalytic step 2 spliceosome; intracellular anatomical structure. The record is from RefSeq and is a predicted model, not a curated record. The annotation marks the transcript as partial.
UUCAAUUAUAUAAAUAUGUAUAUCCCUGUAAAUAGCAGACAUUUAAAAUUAAAGUAUUAGAUUAGUAGUACAGUAAAAUAUAGAUAUCCUAGUGUCUAAUUACUUUUGUAAUGAUGAGUAGAUCUAAGAAAUCUCGUAAAAUCUAUGAAUCUGAAUCAGAUUCAGCUAGUAUAGAUAGUGCUGAAGAAGCCAGACAAAAAGACCUCAGGGAAAGAGACGAAUUUGCUAAUCGUCUGAAGAAACGAGAUGAGGAAAGAACUAGAAAUAUUGUUCAAGCAUCUGAUAGGCGUGCUUAUGAAGAAGCUGCAAAAAGACUUAAACUGGAAAAUGCUGACAGAGAAAAAAUUAUUCCUAAACUUAGAAUUCAAUCUAGACGUAAAUAUUUAGAGAAACGAAAAGAUGAUAAACUUGCUGAAUUAGAAGCUGAUAUUGCAGAUGAUGAAUAUUUAUUUGAGGAAGAAAUAUUAACAGAACGUGAACGAAAGGAGCGACAGCAUAAAAAGGACUUAUUACGAUUAGCACAAGAACAUGAAAAGGCAAGGGAAUUAGAGCGUGUGCAAAGGUAUCAUAUGCCCAGAGAUUUAGGUAAAGAUGCUACUUCAGAUUAUGUUGAAGUGGAUGAACUGGAGAAGGCACCUCAAUCUGAACAAAAGAAAUGGGAAAAAGACCAAAUGGCAUCAGCCGUUUUCAAAUUUGGUGCGAAAGAUGCUAUUAAAAAAAAGGAAUAUGAAUUACUUCUGGAAGAUCAAAUACAAUUUAUUCAGGCCCUACAAAUGCCAGGUUCAACAGAAAAGAAAGAACCAGAAUUGACAGAAACAGAAAAAAAGAAGCUUAGUAUUGAGGAAACUAAAAAAAGUUUACCUGUUUAUCCAUUUAGAGACGAUCUAAUUCAAGCUGUUCGUGAACAUCAAGUUUUAAUAAUUGAAGGAGAGACUGGUUCAGGGAAAACUACACAAAUCCCCCAAUACUUACACGAAGCUGGCUUUACAGAAAAUAGUAAAAAGAUUGGGUGCACGCAACCAAGAAGAGUGGCUGCAAUGUCUGUAGCUUCUAGAGUUGCUCAAGAAAUGGGUGUUAAGUUAGGAAAUGAAGUUGGAUAUGCUAUUAGAUUUGAGGAUUGUACAUCAGAACGUACAGUUAUAAAAUAUAUGACAGAUGGUACAUUACAUAGAGAAUUUUUAUCAGAACCCGAUUUACAGUCUUAUAGUGUUAUGAUAAUUGAUGAAGCCCACGAACGUACACUACAUACUGACAUCUUAUUUGGUUUAGUUAAAGACAUUGCAAGAUUUCGACCGGACCUUAAAUUAUUAAUAUCCAGUGCUACACUUGACGCUCAAAAGUUUUCAAACUUCUUUGAUGAUGCACCAAUUUUUCGUAUACCUGGAAGAAGGUUUCCUGUUGACAUAUAUUACACUCGUGCUCCUGAAGCGGAUUAUGUAGAUGCGUGUGUUGUUUCAGUAUUACAAAUACAUGUGACACAACCAUUGGGUGAUAUAUUAGUAUUUUUAACAGGUCAGGAUGAGAUUGAAACUUGCCAAGAACUAUUACAGGAUCGUAUAAGACGGUUAGGAUCGAAAGUGAAAGAACUCAUAAUUUUACCAGUUUAUGCUAAUCUUCCUAGUGAUAUGCAAGCAAAAAUUUUUGAACCUACUCCACAUGGUGCAAGGAAAGUUGUUUUAGCAACAAACAUUGCAGAAACGUCACUUACCAUAGAUAAUAUAAUUUAUGUAAUUGAUCCAGGUUUUGCAAAACAAAACCAUUUCAAUUCUCGAACUGGUAUGGAAAGUUUAAUGGUUGUGCCUAUUUCAAAAGCAUCUGCCAAUCAAAGGGCAGGUAGGGCAGGCCGUAUUGCAGCAGGAAAAUGUUUUAGAUUGUAUACUGCUUGGUCUUACAAGCAUGAAUUAGAAGACAAUACAGUACCUGAAAUUCAGAGAAUAAAUUUGGGAAAUGCAGUUUUAAUGUUGAAGGCACUGGGAAUUAAUGAUUUGGUGCAUUUUGAUUUUUUAGACCCACCACCACAUGAAACUCUAGUAUUAGCUUUAGAACAACUUUACGCCUUGGGUGCCUUAAAUCAUCAUGGAGAACUCACUAAAUUAGGCAGAAGAAUGGCAGAAUUCCCAGUAGAUCCUAUGAUGGCUAAGAUGUUAAUUGCUUCAGAAAAAUAUAAAUGUUCUGAAGAAAUGGUUACAAUAGCUGCCAUGUUAUCAGUAAAUGGUGCCAUAUUUUAUAGACCAAAAGAUAAAAUUAUACAUGCUGAUACUGCUAGAAAGAAUUUUAAUCACACUGGUGGAGAUCAUUUAAGUUUAUUAAAUGUUUAUAAUCAGUGGAGAGAUUCUGAUUAUUCGACACAAUGGUGUUAUGAAAAUUUUAUCCAAUACAG